AUGGAUUGGAAAAGUGCAAAAAUUCUAUUAGCAUCUACUGCUACUGUGGUUGUUGCUUCCCAAGUGGUCAAAAAGUUGUGUAAUUACUUUUCCAACUCAAGAAAAAACACCCGGCCAGAGGAUGCAAGUGAGAACGAUGUUCUUAAUAUUAGAAAUCGUGAAAUUAACGACGUAAUAUUAUUCUCAGAUGACGUUGUACGACACACUAUCAAAGUUCCACCCAAUAAAGAUGUUACUAUAUGUGAAAGUAGGGAACUAAACUGCUUUAAAUUAAUAAAGUAUAUAAAAUCAGCACGUGAGACGUUAGACGUCUGCAUGUAUCUGAUAACGAGUAGUGAAAUAGCAGAACAAAUUAUAAGGUUGGGACAAAGACAUGUGUUAGUAAGAAUUGUCGUGGAUAGUGACAUGUCCAACACGCCUCCAUCUCAAAUAAACAAGCUUAAGGAAUAUAGCUUUAUUCAGGUGCAGACUAAUAAAAAGUCAAUACUAAUGCACCAUAAGUUUUGCAUCAUUGACGGACCUAAAGCUAUUAAACGAAAGAAUGUGUUAAAAGCUUGUGCUGAAAAAUUAAAUAUCCAUGCACAAUUUGCUAAGUACAACGUGAAAUCUCAAAUAAAGUCUAAACCAUGCAAGGGCUUCGUUAUGUCUGGUUCCUUGAAUUGGUCUACUCAAGCCAUGGUGUCAAAUCAUGAAAGUGUAAUCGUUACUUCACAUGCCAAUAUAGUUAACAAAUUCGAGAAAGAGUUUGAAAGUUUAUGGAUUGAAGACGAACCGGCCCUGUUAGCAGCACUAUGA
Danaus chrysippus (African queen) is the source of this 795-nucleotide messenger RNA. NCBI's taxonomy places the organism in Eukaryota, Metazoa, Arthropoda, Insecta, Lepidoptera, Nymphalidae. The record is from the annotation of a GenBank genome assembly.